This is a messenger RNA of Pieris rapae (cabbage white), 1362 nucleotides long. It is a transcript of the gene cib, whose product is annotated as thymosin beta. Gene Ontology annotation, molecular function: actin monomer binding. Gene Ontology annotation, biological process: actin filament organization. The transcript is spliced from 6 exons. The record is from RefSeq and is a predicted model, not a curated record. Gene Ontology annotation, cellular component: cytosol. The coding region runs from base 169 to 792 and encodes 207 amino acids. NCBI's taxonomy places the organism in Eukaryota, Metazoa, Arthropoda, Insecta, Lepidoptera, Pieridae.
CAUAACUAGGUGCGUCGAACUGUGGUGUCUCCGCCGCACCGCGCCACCCCCGAUUUAUCGGCCCGCAUACUACUGCUGUGCUUCGAGACAGACAGACAGUCGCAUUUGGACCGGCAAGCGAAGUGAUCGUGAUUUUUCUACCUAACCAAAUAAAUAGAUCUCAAUAAAAUGGCCUGCUCAGUCGACGCCCCAUCCCUGAAGGACCUCCCCAAGGUCGCGACAGACCUCAAGAGCCAGCUAGAGGCUUUCAACCCCAGCUGCCUCAAGGACGUGGACACCAAUGAGAAAAUUGUCCUACCAUCUGCAGAAGACGUCGCAAAGGAAAAACAACAUACAGCUCUACUUCAGGGAGUUGAACAAUUUCAGCCGUCCUUACUGAGGAAAACGGAAACGGUUGAGAAAAAUGUACUCCCCAACGCGUUAGAUGUUGCCACUGAAAAAACCCAAAAAUCCUUAUUUGAUGGCAUUGAAAAAUUCGACGCUACAAGACUGAAACAUACUGAAACUAAUGAGAAAAACCCACUGCCUGAUAAAGAUGUUGUAGCUGCCGAGAAAGCGCAUCAGAAUUUACUUGAUGGGGUGGAACAUUUCGACAAAUCUCAGAUGAAGCAUACCACGACGGAAGAAAAGAAUCUCCUGCCUCCAAUUGAAGCAAUUGAGGCCGAAAAGGAGAAAAAUAAGUUUUUGAAUGGCAUUGAAAACUUCGACCCAACCAAGUUGAAACACACUGAAACCUGUGAGAAGAAUCCUCUCCCCACUAAAGACACUAUUGAACAGGAGAAGACAGCUUGAACUAUCCUCCAUCGUAUUUAUUGCAACUAUAUCUCGCUAGUAUCGCCGUAUUUUAGUAACGAUAAGUUAAAAAUAACGGAACCAGUAUUCGAGACACGCAAAAAUUGUGAAUAUUUCAGUCUUUCAAAAAAUUCACCUACAGAUUUCGCGUAUUCUAAAACUAUCAUAGAUUUUUCCAUGAAACUCGAACUGGCUUUCCACUAGAUUAUAGGAACCGAAAUUUUCUACGUCACUUUUAACGAUAUAAAAUAAGUGUAUUUUAUGAGCAUUUUAUUUAAUUUAUAUCAAGACAUUGUUAAGAUACUGUACUGAUUUUGAUUAAGUAUGACCACUACACAUACUUACUUUUUUAUGAUUAACUUCCAGUAAUUUAUUCACUUAUAUGUCAAAAAUGAAACAACAUUUAGUCUCUAAUAAAAACAAUAAUUAGGAGUGUAGUCGUCAAAACCAUUUUGUGAAGAGGUUUUAUGUGUACGGAUUCUUUAAAAAUAAUUGUACAUCAAUAGACCUCAUUCAAAAUUAUUCUAUUGUAUUUUAUUUAGUAAUGGCAAAUAUUUGAUGCUCAACAUA